AGUCAUGGUAAUUGCUGCAGUCGAUCGUCUGCUACAAGAUUAUAACUUCGUAGAAACUCGUUGGAACGACUAGAAGCUGUCGUAAAAGACGUGAUUUUUAGGAUGACCGAUUCAGUUGGAUUUUCGUUCUAUCUUGGAGUUGAGGAUUAUUUAAAUGGUCAGUUGCGUGAUUAUCUGUGAUGGUUUUAGGCAUUGAUUGUAAAAUGCACCCGUAUAUGCAGCCUGAACCGAGUGUAUGUCAUAUGCUUAUAUUCGUGUAGUUAGGAUUAUCGAGAACAGAAGGAGUAUGGUGAUUCUGUGGAAAAUACAUAUAUUUCUCUGGGAACUUCUAUACCUUCUGUGUAAGAUCUCCUACUCGUCAGGCCAGUCAGACUCGGAGUCCAACAGCACUCGACCGAAGACGGAUAUAGAGAUAUUUUACCACAAUCUCAAUGAUUCCAAAUAUGAUAGAAGGAUACCUCCGACUGUUGGAAGCGGUAAUCCAGUGGUUUUGAAGAUGGAUUUAUUUGUUCAGAGUGUCGGCGAGAUUAAUGAAAUGCAAAUGGCUUCAGGAAAACAGCAGAUGGUCACCAUGAGCGUUUUCUUUCGGAUGCGAUGGCACGACCGGCGUCUAAAAGUCGGCCACACCACGGAGGUGGUCACGGACUACGAGCUGGCAAAUCUUAUAUGGCUACCCGAUCCGUAUUUCGUAAAUGGGGAAGGGGAGGCGAGAGGAACGAUAACUGUUCCUAAUCGAUUCUUUCGAGUCUCACCAGACGGAGACGUUUUCUACAGCCAAAGAAUUACAGUGCCUUUCGCCUGCCCGAUGAAUCUCACGUAUUUUCCUCUGGACAAGCAAACUUGCAAACUUCUGGUUGAAAGUUAUGGCCACACCACCUCCGAUAUCCUCUUCGAGACGAUGGGGAAAGGUAUCGAUGUAAGCAAGGAUAUCCAGAUCGCUCAGUUCAAGAUGACAGACUUUAAAUCUGAAGUGUCUGUCAGGAACCUCUCCACUGGAGAAUUCGCUCGUCUUGAAAUCACCUUCGAAUUCGAACGUCUCAUUGGGCAUUACAUCUUCACGGUAUACAUCUCCAGCGUCCUCAUCAUCUGUCUGUCCUGGGUGUCCUUCUGGCUCGAUGUCCACGCAGUUCCUGCCCGGAUCUCGCUCGGGGUCCUGUGUGUUCUUACGCAGACCACACAGACAAUGUCCAUUUUAAGCACAACCCCAAGAGUCUCGUAUUUCAAGGCCAUCGAUAUCUGGAUGGCGGCCUGUAUGUUCUUCACCUUUUGUGCCUUGGUCGAGUUCGCCAUAGCCAAUUCGAUGGCGCGGUAUAUGCUGGAGAGGCGUGCGAAGAGGGAAGCGGCGCAACAGGAUCUCGUGAACAGGCAGCGCACUAUUGUAAAUACGGUUUCAAAUGGCAAUUUGGCCAUGUCCGAGAGAUCACUCACAGACAACAUGUCACAGUGCCAGUCGUGUAUGAGACGGCGCUUCGUCGACCCAAGGCUCAAUGACUUUCGUGACCUCGGCCACUCCAAGAAGAAGAAGACAACGCCACUGCCAAAAGCUCAUAUUCUCGACAUGGUGUCCAGGGUUGUUUUUCCUGUUGCCUUUAUCUGUCUUAACAUUGGAUAUUGGGUCACAUUCAAGGCUCUACCUACCGGAACAGUGUCAUUUAAUUCAUAACAGGGUGAACUUUUUGAUAUACCGUAAGCCGCCAUUUGUUCGCGCCUCCUCAUUUUUGCGGUAUGCAAACUUUGGCGGUUUGCAGUAAUGAAAUAAGGAAUGGAUUUUUAUAACAAUUUUCUUAUUACUUGAAAGGCUUCUUGUUUUACUGUAUGAUGUCAUCGAUUUUAAAGCAUAUAAUCUGGAAUUUCAUGUCUGUUUGAAAUUUGUACUCUAUUUUGAAUAUUCAAAUUUGAUGGUACAUGUAGCAUGUCACUUAAUAUAAAAAAAGAUAAGUCAUUCAGGCUAGUAUUCAUAACGGUUUAUUGACGAUUUUUUUC
This is a messenger RNA of Lineus longissimus, 1983 nucleotides long. Its product is annotated as glycine receptor subunit alpha-2-like. Gene Ontology annotation, biological process: chemical synaptic transmission; chloride transmembrane transport; nervous system process. The coding region runs from base 236 to 1663 and encodes 475 amino acids. Gene Ontology annotation, molecular function: transmitter-gated monoatomic ion channel activity involved in regulation of postsynaptic membrane potential; transmembrane signaling receptor activity; chloride channel activity. The transcript has 10 exons. NCBI's taxonomy places the organism in Eukaryota, Metazoa, Nemertea, Pilidiophora, Heteronemertea, Lineidae. The record is from RefSeq and is a predicted model, not a curated record. Gene Ontology annotation, cellular component: plasma membrane; neuron projection; synapse.